Sugiyamaella lignohabitans is the source of this 759-nucleotide messenger RNA. RefSeq lists its product as uncharacterized. Bases 1 to 759 code for a protein of 252 amino acids. The transcript has a single exon. The record is from RefSeq and is a predicted model, not a curated record. NCBI's taxonomy places the organism in Eukaryota, Fungi, Ascomycota, Dipodascomycetes, Dipodascales, Trichomonascaceae.
AUGCUGUCUCGAACUCUGCGAUCGGUGUCGUCAGCACCCAAUCUCCGGCAACGAGCAGCUGGUUCUGCUCUGUCGGCUGUUUCCACACCUCCUCCCCCAGUUCCUAAACUGCCAUCAACUUAUAUUAGAACUGCUCAUUUGCAUCAAUCGGCCAAAGCCACCAAACCGUCCAACCUGCUCACCAACAACUCGAAAUACAUGUCGUUAUCAGUGGCCGCGUUAAGGGCUGAAUGUAAGAAACGCGGUGUCAAGGUCGGUGGUCGUAAAGCUGAACUCGUCGAUAGACUCAUGUCUGUAGAUGCUUCGCAACGAGUACAAACUAUUUCUACUACUGCCAAGAAACAGGCUAAAGGUGACGAUUCCAGUAUAGACUAUUACAAGGUUCCACAUCCCGAGCCAGAGAAGUAUAAACCAGCAUUUAAAGUGCCGGUGUUGCCCGAUUCUGCUGGAGCCUCGUCAAAGGAGGUUCCUCAGCCCGAAUUCAACACCAGUGCGCCCGAUCACGGUGUAGCUGACCACGUUGAGGGUAAAGUGUCGGGCACAAAGGACGCUCCUAAAGUGCACGUACCAGGAUCGACUGAAGAAGGAAUUGGCGAGGACGAAUCGCCUCUAGAAAGCUCCUCUGGUGGCACCUCGUCCGGUAGUGGCGAGUUCUCUUCUGGUGACAAGACUUUCCUGGUCGGGUUUGCCGUCGCCGUCACCGCCUGGUGGUUCCUCCCUUUCGGCUCUAAGAAAAAGAAGAAGCCGACUCCCGAGUAA